GGAGGUCGAACAAGGAACAGCGGUGGUUGCGGAAAGAGACAUGGAAGGUGGGAAAAGCCGCUGCAACUGGAGGGGGCUUCCCUUUACCUUGACUCUGGGCUUCAUCCUCGCGUUAGCCCCGCCGAUCGCCCACAGCCGGAGUCUCCGCUUCGUGACUUUGUUGUAUCGGCAUGGAGAUCGCUCUCCGGUGAAGACAUAUCCCCGAGAUCCCUAUCAGGAAAGCGCCUGGCCCCAAGGAUUUGGACAGCUGUCUCAGGAAGGGAUGCGGCAACAGUGGGACCUGGGCCGAGCUCUUCGUAGGCGUUACUAUGAAUUCCUGAAUGCUUCAUACAAUAGGCAAGAGAUCUUUGUUCGCAGUACAGAUUUUGAUCGGACCUUGAUGAGUGCCGAGGCAAAUCUGGCAGGCCUAUAUCCUCCAGAUGAGCAACAAGUGUUUAAUCCCAAUAUUUCUUGGCAGCCUAUCCCUGUACACACUGUACCUGACAACAUGGAGAAGCUCUUGCGGUUUCCAUUAUCUCCCUGUCCCCGUUAUGAACAGCUGCAAAAUGAGACCAGGCAGAUGCCAGAGUAUAUAAAUAUGACCCUCCAGAAUAUGCAAUUCUUGAAAAUGGUAGCAAACAUGACAGGAAUUCAGGAUGUUUCCCUUGAAUCUGUCUGGAGUGUGCACGAUGCACUCUUCUGUGAGAAAAUGCACAAAAUGCAUCUUCCAGCAUGGGUAACUCCUGUGGUGAUGGCCAAACUGAAGGAGUUAAAAGAUUUCAGUUUUAAUGUCCUUUUUGGCAUCCAUAGACAAGUGGAGAAAGCUCGUCUGCAGGGUGGAGUUCUUUUGUCUCAAAUAAGGAAGAAUCUUACCUUAGCUACAAAAGACUCAGCACCCCACCACCUUAAAAUGCUUAUGUACUCAGCGCACGACACCACUCUUGCGGCACUGCAGACAGCUCUGAAUGUUUACAACGGGAAGCAACCGCCAUAUGCUUCAUGUCAUAUAUUUGAACUGUACCAAGAAGACGACGGUAAGUUUACAGUGGAGAUGUUCUUUCGGAAUGAGAGUCAGAAGGAGCCUUAUGAAUUGCAGCUUCCCGACUGUAAACAGCGCUGCCCCCUGCCUCAAUUCCUGCAACUUACAGAGCCAGUUAUUUCACAGGACUGGAAACAGGAAUGUCAGAUAAUAAGCACAAUGAACGACACAGAAUUUGUUAUGAUUUUGGCUGUCUGUGGAUCUCUCCUGUUCUUAAUGACCAUUCUGCUCCUGACAGUACUCUUCCGUGUGAAGUCCAAGCCUCCUGGCUACAGCCAUCUUUCCAGUGAAGGGGAGGAACAGCCUUGACGAUUGCUUCAGCCCCUCCUGAGGCAGCAAGAGGAAAUAGAGCUGAUCUCAGGGACAAAUGGGGCCUCAUUCAAUGACUAAACAUCUUCCUGACCGAUUUUGAUCAUGCUUUUGAAGCAGAAGGGUUGACAAUGGAGAUGUUGCAACUAGCAGAUGCAUUCUACCUACCACAGCAUAAUGCAAAGUUAAUUGCUAGGGGUAAAAUGCCAACAUGGUCUUAAGAUUGCUAUUUCUCAGCGUGUGAUCAGUUUAACAAGAAGGUUAUGUUUUUCUU
Protobothrops mucrosquamatus (brown spotted pit viper) is the source of this 1601-nucleotide messenger RNA. RefSeq names its product acid phosphatase 2, lysosomal (gene ACP2). Gene Ontology annotation, biological process: dephosphorylation; lysosome organization. Gene Ontology annotation, cellular component: lysosome. Gene Ontology annotation, molecular function: acid phosphatase activity. Lineage: Eukaryota; Metazoa; Chordata; Lepidosauria; Squamata; Viperidae. Bases 41 to 1327 code for a protein of 428 amino acids. The record is from RefSeq and is a predicted model, not a curated record. The transcript has 11 exons.